AAUUUCUCUGUAGACGAAAUUUUUUUUUAAUAAUAUUAAAACAUCAUGAAAGAAUCAAUUUUGAUAAAUAACAAGAAAGGAUGUAAACAGAAGCGACAUCUUUCUCUAUGAUGACUUACUUGUUACCAAAAAAAUUUUUCAAUCAAAACUAUUUUACAAAUUUGUCCAACAAAUUUGUGCAACAUAUUCAAAGUCAUGGAUAUGUUCAUGAUGUUGGUUUAAUCGAAAAAGGCCCAGUUGCUAUGUUAAAAAAUAAAAUUGCCAAAGGAGAGUUAAUGGAAGAUGAACAUCAAAUAAAUGUUGCUAAAACAUUACAAAGUAUUUAUGAAGAAAUAAAUGGAUAUAAACCUGAAGAAUUCAACUUAUUGGACAAAUGGCUAGGUAGAAAAAGGAAACAACCACCAAAAGGGCUAUAUAUUUAUGGAGCAGUUGGUGGAGGUAAAACAAUGUUAAUGGAUCUUUUCUAUGAAUGUUGCCAGAUAGAAAAUAAGAAAAGAGUCCAUUUUCACUCUUUUAUGGUGGAUGUACAUAAUAAAGUUCAUGAAGUAAAGAAAAAUAUUGUACGAGAUGUUAGUAGUACUAAACUUCAACCAUUUGAUCCAAUACCACCAGUUGCCAAAAGUAUUACUGAAGAAGCAUGGUUACUUUGUUUUGAUGAAUUUCAGGUAACUGAUAUUGCAGAUGCUAUGAUACUGAAACGAUUAUUUACUGAACUCUUUAAUAAUGGUGUAAUAGUUAUUGCAACUAGUAAUAGAGCACCUGAUGAUUUAUAUAAAAAUGGAUUACAAAGAGGAAAUUUUAUUCCAUUUAUACAGGUUUUAAAAAAUUAUUGUAUUAUAAAUUCUCUAGAUUCUGGUAUAGAUUAUAGACUAAAAACAGGACUUACAGAUGAAAAGAUUUAUUUCAUAAAAGGAAAAGAUGCAACAAGUGAUGUGGACAAAGUGUUUAAAUAUUUAUGCUCACAGGAAAAUGAUGUUGUGAGGUCUCGGACUAUUUCUAUAAGAGGUCGUAAUGUUACGUUUGAAAGAACCUGUGGUCAAGUAUUGGAUUCAACCUUUGCAGAAUUAUGUGAUAGACCACUUGGUGCUAGUGAUUAUUUAGAACUAAGUCAAGCAUUUCAUACAGUCAUUAUAAGAGACGUACCACAAUUAGAUUUUCGUCUUAAAUCACAAACUAGAAGAUUUAUUACAUUAAUUGAUACACUAUAUGAUAAUAAGGUACGAGUUGUAAUAUCUGCAGCUGUUCCACAUACAAAACUUUUCGUGCCAGAAGGAGAUAAUGAAUAUACAGAUGAAAAACGAAUGCUAAUGGAUGAUUUAAAAAUAUCGCAUGGUUCAGAUGAUCAUAAAUCUAAUCUUUUUACUGGAGAAGAAGAACUUUUUGCUUUCGAUCGCACUGUAUCACGACUUUCUGAGAUGCAAACAGCGCGAUAUUGGGAACAAUGGCAACAUUAUAGAUAAUAAUAAUUUAAAUUAAUAAAAAUUUCAAUAGUUUUGUUUAGGAAUUUUUUCAUUUAGGUGAUCAAAUCGCGAACUAUUGGUAGUUAACUUGUUGGUAAUCAAUUUUCAAAAAAGGUACAGUAUUAAUUUGAAAAGAAUAAUAAAUACUUUCAAGUACGCUAUAUUAGAGAUAUAUUAAAUUUGCAUAAAAUAUAUCACAAUGUAUUU
This is a messenger RNA of Frieseomelitta varia, 1667 nucleotides long. RefSeq names its product putative ATPase N2B. The coding region runs from base 108 to 1460 and encodes 450 amino acids. Lineage: Eukaryota; Metazoa; Arthropoda; Insecta; Hymenoptera; Apidae. Gene Ontology annotation, molecular function: ATP binding; ATP hydrolysis activity. Gene Ontology annotation, cellular component: cytoplasm; mitochondrion. The record is from RefSeq and is a predicted model, not a curated record. The transcript is spliced from 8 exons.